CAAUUGAAAUUCAACUGCAAUUCUGAUUCAUUUUAUGUCAAUCUAGUGCUUUUCGGAUUAAGUUCUGAAUUAAUUUAUAAGGAUGGGUAAACACGAACCUAUGACCCCGAAGGCCAUUGGUAAAAGGAUAAAAGCCAAAGGCCUACAAAAAUUGAAGUUUUACUGUCAAAUGUGUCAAAAACAAUGUCGAGAUGAUAAUGGUUUCAAAUGUCAUGUUGGAAGUGAAGCUCAUCAGAGACAGCUUCUUCUGUUUGCUGAGAACCCCAAUAAAAUUCUUGACCAGUAUUCUUCGGAAUUUCUUCAUGACUUUUUACAGCUUUUAAAAACUAGAUUUGGUACCAGAAGAGUGGCUGCUAAUAUGGUUUACCAAGAAUACAUCAAGGAUCGACACCAUCAGCAUAUGAACUCUACAAGAUGGUUUUCUUUGACUGGAUUAUGUAAAUAUCUUGGCCAGAAAAAGAUAUGUGAAGUUGAUGAAACUGAAAAAGGUUUAUUUAUCACCUAUAUUGACAAGGAGGAUAUUGCUUCUAGAGAACAAGCGGCAAAAAAGGCUAAGCUGGAGAAAGAUUCUGAGGAUAAGAUGCGAAAAAUAAUCCAACUACAAAUCGAAAAGGCUAAAGCGGCUGAAAAACCAAAAGAGGAAGUUGCAAACCCAGUUGAGUACAAACCAAGUGAAACAACAGUGAAGUUUUCUUUUAAAGCGACAAAACCUACACUCAAACGACUUAAAUAAUCUUUCAUUAAAGAUUCAACAACUAAAAAGUAUCAUUUUCGGAAUUUUGUUUCCUUUCUGACUUCUUGCGCUCUGAAGUUUGAAGUCUUUUCAAUAUUAAUUGACUAACUUGUGAAUAUACUAAAAAUAAAGCUGACCAUUUAUCUAAAAUUGGAAAA
Molecule: messenger RNA, 891 nt
Organism: Tetranychus urticae (two-spotted spider mite)
Lineage: Eukaryota; Metazoa; Arthropoda; Arachnida; Trombidiformes; Tetranychidae
Gene: kin17
Product: kin17 DNA and RNA binding protein
Biological process (GO): DNA replication; DNA damage response
Cellular component (GO): nucleus
Molecular function (GO): double-stranded DNA binding
Source: RefSeq, a predicted model, not a curated record